Phoenix dactylifera (date palm) is the source of this 1048-nucleotide messenger RNA. RefSeq lists its product as uncharacterized. The record is from RefSeq and is a predicted model, not a curated record. Lineage: Eukaryota; Viridiplantae; Streptophyta; Magnoliopsida; Arecales; Arecaceae. Gene Ontology annotation, biological process: endoplasmic reticulum to Golgi vesicle-mediated transport.
CAUUUGUUUACCUUCGUUUUUUCCUUUGUUAAGGGAUAAUGUAUCUUUGGUCCCUAGUUUUUUUUUUUUAAUACUUUGUUUGAUGAUUCCAGAAUGGAAGAGAAAAGUUGGGUUCUCUUUACAAAUGUUCAAUGGGCUGGGCCAAGAUUUCAGACUCUACGACCCGUCUAGACCGGAAGCCCAGGGAGUCCGAAAUAGUCAGAUUCUCUUACGACACGUUUCAGAUUCUUGUUUGCCAAAUCUGCUACGCAGUGGGCUGGCCCAUGCAGCAAAGAUCUGUCAAUAGCCCAUCGCGGUGGAGAUCGGACUCCCGCCCCCCUCUCCUCUCUGCGAGCCCCGAACUCCGAGAUCGUCCGGCCGCCGCCGCCGCCUCGAAAAGAUGAUCGUCUGCGUCGCCGUCGUCGGCCACGAGAACAAUCCGCUGUACCUGCAGAGCUUCACGGAAGCCGACGAUGCGCUGAAGCUCCACCACAUCGUCCACUCCUCCUUGGACGUCAUCGACGAGCGAGUAAAUAAUCCCAAGAAAAGUGGAUCUACUUUAAAUGAGACAUUUCUUGGUCUUCUGUAUCCAACAGAGAAUUACAAAGUGUAUGGGUAUCUGACUAACACAAAGGUCAAAUUAAUCAUGGUUAUGACUGAUUUAGAUGUCAAGGAUGCAGAUGUAAGAAGUUUUUUUAGGAGGUUCCAUGCUGCAUACGUAGAUGCUGUCUCCAACCCCUUCCAUGUUCCAGGGAAGACGACUACCUCCAAAAGCUUUGGACAAAGAGUUGGUAGCAUGGUCAAGUCCUUUGGACCCGGUGCGACUGCAUAAGAACAUCACAUUUUGUGAGCUUGGGUUCAAAUUAAGUCAGUUGCGUCAGUGGAAAGGAAUGGCCGUUGUUCUUUUUUUUUGGCUGUCAGAAUCACUCUCACUUCCUUUUUAGCCCCUUUUUUCUUAAAUAAAGUGCUUUUAGGAAAAAUAUAUCUGAAUGAGAUAUUUUGUCACGCCAUGAAGCUGUACAAGGAUUAGUAUUACGAAUGGUUUUAAUUCUUGCAUUGGAUUUUUUAA